Thermothelomyces thermophilus ATCC 42464 is the source of this 4899-nucleotide messenger RNA. RefSeq lists its product as uncharacterized. Bases 191 to 4588 code for a protein of 1465 amino acids. Gene Ontology annotation, molecular function: phosphatidylinositol binding. The record is from RefSeq and is a predicted model, not a curated record. Gene Ontology annotation, biological process: signal transduction; regulation of GTPase activity. The transcript has 3 exons. Gene Ontology annotation, cellular component: cytoplasm. Lineage: Eukaryota; Fungi; Ascomycota; Sordariomycetes; Sordariales; Chaetomiaceae.
CCGGGGAUUUCGAAACCUUCGCGAACUGCUCUGCUUUAAUCUACCGCCCCCCCUUUCGCCCUUUCGCCCAUGAGCCAGGGGCCUCCACCGGCCUGUUGCAUAGCCGGCUCCUUGUCGCAUCGACACUACACGACGACCGCCGGGCUGACCUCCAUCCUCGCCAGCCCUCCGCGGCCGCACCCCGGGCUUCAUGGACUCGACCUUUCAGGACAGCCCUACCAUCGGGAGAACAGUGGUUUACGCGGCCAAUAGCCCGCUGCCGCCCCCGCCAAACGCCGCAGCCUCCCGCAGGUCGAGACGGGUACCCGCAAGCCCACUUUCUACGGACUUGUCCUUUUCCGACUCUGCGUCUGCCGCCAUUCCACGCAUCGUAACCACUGCAGCUUCCGAAGAUCACCCGUCCCAGGCAUCCGAAAAGACAUAUUUCAACAGCGAUUCCUCAGGGAGCACCACGCCCGAGGAGAGGAGCCCCGGACCGGCACCGUCUCCCCUCUCGCUUCGCUUCCCGAAUGAGGCGCGCAGUGUUUCUGACCCCAUAGCAGCCACUCAGCCUCCCGCGGGCGCUCCUUCGAGCCAGCUCUCGACCAUGUCUGGUCCGGCGGGCGAGCGGGCAGAGCCCGCUAAGAACCCGCCGCGGAACUCGUCGAUCGACUCCGCAAUUUCCGCGAUCUCCUCCAGGUCCAACCUCCAGAAGACGUCGCAGGACGGCGCCAUUGCGCCGGACGAGAUUGCAAAUCUGAUCAAGACAGCCGGCAGCGCCGAAGCGGUCAUUCAAUACCUACUGAAAGAAAAGCAAUCACAAUCCCAGCAAAAUGCGCAGCUCUGGAGGCUGGUGGACAAGCAGAGGGCCAUGAUUCUAGGCCUCAAUAAGGACCUUGAGCGGGCCUUGAAAGAUAAGGAAAAAUAUAGGAAGAAACUGAAGGAGGUUUUGGGCGGGUCUGAGGCAGCACCGGCACUCUCAAUACCCGCGCCAAGUUCACAAGAAGCGAGUUCGAGAGUCCCCGACGCUGCUAGUUCGUCGCCGAAAGAGCGUGUCCUUGAGAUCCCCGUGUCUCCCAAGACCGUCAUUCCGGGCGAGCACAAACACUCGCCCAUCGACGUGACUUUGGCCCCGUACCCCAUAACUCCGCCGGCGGACCAUGCGACCGCCGCCCAUGCUCAGUCGACCGUCGGUGAGUUGCUCGACCCGACGCACACGAUGCCGAAACCGAGCGAGCAUGCCCUAGAUCACUACGACCACGAAGCGCAAGAACGGGAGGCGGAAGCUGCCUCGAAGCGGGCCGAGGAAGCAAAAGAGAUUCCCAUCAACAUGACCCUCCCGCCGUCUCGUACUGCGCCCCGCGAGCCGCCACCUAAUCCCCCGCCGCGGCCUCCGGUUGGGCUACCAGACCGAUCCCCGCGACCCGAAGAGGGCGCUUCAAAGUUUCCCCCGCCCCCGGCCCCGCCACCGCGCAAGCCACCUCCGGCACCUUUGCAUCUCAAGAAUGCGAAGCCGAAGCCCAGCGUCGCCCCGGAAGAGGAUCCCGAGACCGAUACCGAUUAUGACCACAUCCUGGAAGUAGACGAGAUGAACCAGGAGGAACGGAGAGGGCGGCGAAGGACGCGAGAAGAGGACGACCGGGAACGUGCGAUACAGGCAAAGAAGGAGGCGGAGAUGCGCAGUCUGUCGAAGAAGAGCAAAAAGAGCAGCAGUCGGAAGGCUACGGAUCAGGCGCAGGCGCCUCCAGCCGAGAUCCCCGCCGACCCUAGGCUUGUGCAGAACAACCAGAGUCUUGCUCCGCCCGAGACAGCGUCUCUCGCCGGCGUUCUCAACGGCGCCCCUGAUUCCCGCGCUAUCCCCCCGCCUUUGCUUAGCCCGGGCCUUCCCGCCAGUCCGAGACCUAUGCCUCCGAAGUCGCCGGUCCACUCGCCGCCACUCUCUCAUGGUGCUUCGAAUUUCCCUGGCGUGCCUCUUUCGCCCCGGCCACCGCGAGCUCCCAUUCCGUUACCGCCCAACACCCCCCUCCAGACGCCCUCACCCGCAGGAGAUCCUUUGGUGUUGAAGUCACCAAGACCACUCAACAUCAGGAAGCAAGAAGAACAAGGCUCUGGGACUCCGAGCCCUACCAAAUCCGGCACGGAUAGUCCGACCGAGCGGACCAAGAUCUACAAGGGCUUUGUGACCGAGGAGUAUCCCGACCUGCUCCUUCCCCCCAACGCGCUUCCGUCCAUCGAUAUCAAGGUUGCUUCGUCUCGCAUGAAGCCUUCCAGAGCCAGCUUAAUCUCGUUGACGCAGCUAGAGGAGGAUCCCGUUUUCACGUUGGCCGUUUAUUCGAGGGCUGAUGGGGGCGAGCUCUGGCGCAUUGAAAAGGACUCUGCGUCGCUCGCCAAGCUGGACCAGCGGCUUAAGCAAUGCCCGGCGUUUACGGCCAAGACGCCGGAUCGAUCCCUUUUCAGUGGCCAUGCUCCAGCAAAACUCGAUGCCCGACGUGUUGCUCUAAAUCAGUACUUGGACGAGUUGCUAAACACGCCCUUGGACCACGCCACGGCGCUCGAGCUUUGCAAGUACUUAUCCACCAACACGUUGCCCCCCAACGCAGACGAAACCGGGAGCUCAACCGGUGACCACAAUGGCGAAUCAUCAAGGGUCGGGCCAGGCGGACGGCCGUUCCGCAAUGGCUACCUUACCAAGCGAGGCAAGAACUUCGGAGGCUGGAAGGCGCGUUACUUUGUCCUUGACGGGCCGCAGCUCAAAUACUACGAGACUCCUGGAGGCGCGCAUCUGGGCACCAUCAAACUCAAGGGGGCACAGAUCGGCAAGCAAGCACAUAAUUCCAACGACGGCGCAUCGGGUCAGGGAGGUGCUGCGGAGGACGGUGAUAACCAGUAUCGCCAUGCGUUCUUGAUCUUGGAGCCCAAGAAGAAGGACCCGUCUAGCAUGACGAAGCACGUUUUGUGCGCGGAGAGUGACAAAGAGCGCGACCAGUGGGUUGACGCGUUGCUUCGCUGGAUCGACUAUCGCGAUCCCGAUGACGAGGAGCCUUCCAGGAAGGAAUCCCAUCACGAACGAAACGGUGAACGCGGAGGCGGCAAGAAGAAGUCAGGGCAUGGCCAGGCGAAACAGCAUGGUUCGCAGCAGGGCACCGCUACGGACGAUGGCCUGAUUGGUGUGAGCUACGAAAACACCAAACAAGGUGACAUCCCACAUCAGGGCGUGCCAAUAAAGGGGAAGCAAUCAGGGCAGCAGGAUCAGGAGUCGACGCACAGUCAGUCGACGGCAUCUUCGUACACCAUCUCGGCGCCGCACAAUCCGCAGCUGAUCUCGAACUCGGACGCGUGGGGCAGCAAGCUCGGCAUGGGCCUUACGCCGCCGACGCAGGAGGAGAAGAAGGCGAGGAAGCGCAGCUUCUUUGGGUUCGGUCCCAAGACGAGGACUUCGAGCGACGGCCAGGACUCGCUGCUCGGCAGCGAGGGUGGAAACUCGCUGCCGACGGGCCAGUAUCACGGACCGGUCCGGCAGGCCUUCGGCGCCUCGCUGGCGGAGGCGGUCAAGUACAACCCCCCUGCGGACGUCAAUGUUCCGCUGCCCGCUGUAGUCUACAGGUGCAUCCAGUACCUUGACUCGAAGAACGCCAUCUUUGAGGAGGGCAUCUUCCGUCUGAGCGGGUCGAACUUGGUCAUCAAACAACUGAGGGAGCGAUUCAACAACGAGGGCGAUAUUAACCUGCUCACGGACGGGCAGUAUUAUGACAUUCAUGCGAUCGCGUCGCUGCUCAAAAUGUACCUUCGCGAGCUGCCGAGCACGAUCCUGACCAACGAACUGCGGUCGCAGUUCAUUGCCGUCACCGAGAUGACAAAUCACAAGGAAAAGAUGGCGGCGCUUGCCGAGCUCGUCGAGCGGCUCCCGCAGGCGAAUGCGGCGCUUCUCAAGUAUCUGAUCUCUUUUCUGAUCAAGAUCAUCGAUCACUCGGACGUCAACAAGAUGACGGUUCGCAACGUUGGUAUCGUCUUCUCGCCGACGCUGAACAUUCCGGCGCCGAUCUUCGCCAUGUUCCUGCAAAAUUACGAGGCCAUUUUCGGGAUCGAUCCUGCCGAGUAUGAGCUGCCCAUUACAGAGCCCGAGUACAGGCAGGAGCGCCGUCCCUCGCUCCCCGCAUCGUUUCAGGAGCGCCGGCCGUCGGACGGGCGGCCUUCGACCUCGCACAGCGACUCUCCCCACAGGCAGCGCCUGAUGGAGUCUCUGGACGCGCAGGGCAACCGGAGCACGCCGACGCCGCCGCCCAUGACGAUGCAGCAGUUGGCACAGAUGAACGCGGCCAACCGGCACGCGAGGAACACGCCGACACCGCCGCCACAACAGCGGCAGAUGAGCCACGACAGACCGGCGUACGAGAGCAGCCUCGGAAUGCCUCCUGGACUCGAUUCUAGCCACUCCCAAGCAUCCCAGCAGAAGCCGCACCCCGGGUACGACCGACCGCCGUACGAGAACGGGCUGUCGCCGGCGCCGUAUGAGCAGCAGUACCGCAGCCGCCGCGAAAGCACCAUGUUUAUGGGAUCGCUCAGCCAGCAGCCUUCUAAGAGCCGGCUGCGCGAGGAGGCGCAGUACUAGAGCGACUUCAUGGGAAUUUUUUUUUUUUCCCUCUCUUCUCUUCUGUCGCUUGUCUCGGGGGACAGGAUUAUUAUACCCGGAAUGCACAGCCACCUUCAAUGUCCUCUCCUAUCCGUUUCCUAAAGAUACCACUCCGUCGUUUCGAUUCGUUCUUGAUUUGCUCCACGCGAGCUUCCUUUCUCUCGGGUUGUCAAAAGAUACCGAGGUCGGCCCCUUUCUUCGCCCAACCCUUCCCACCACCAACCAAACGACUUGUACGAUGUUACUGAAGCGAGCGAGCCAACGAGCCAACGUGUUGCAACAGGAGCGAU